CGGGAAAUCUGUGGUCCACCGGUUUCGGUGCAGCAGCUGUACGAGCAGAAGGAACGCAAACGGGAAGAGUUUCUGCGUCUGGUAGAGGAAAAGUUUCGUCGUAGUAUGACGCAGUGGCGUCUCGAUCAGGAUGUGGAAGCGGAGGAAUUAAGGCAAAAGAAGAAGCGCCAACGUGAGGAACUGCUGGAUCAGUUGAAUGAAAUACGGGAGAGCAAACUGGCAGCUCGGAAGCAGGAGAUUGCACAGGAAGCUCGCUUCCAGGAGGAGCGGUUGGAGCUCGAAAACCGUCAGUUGUUGGCGGAAAAUCUAGAACGGAAAAAAGUUGUUGAAGGAUACAAAGAGUUGAAUCGAAUGAUGGAAGAGAAAAGGAAUCGUGCGGAAGCUGAAGUGAAUCGGUUGCAGGUGGAGCUUGCUGGUAGUGGCGUAGAAACCGUCGACAUUAUGGGGGAUAGCGAGAAUGAGUUCGAAUCGUGCGUUGGUGGGAGUACGACGGAGGACGAAAGUGCAUCGUACUACGAGGAUGCUCAGAGGAGUCCUUUGAGUGAUCGAAGGGAUGAUUUGUCUAAUGAGGAAGAAGAUGAAACCACGAUCGUGGAGAAUGCAGAGAUCGGGGAAAGUGAUCUGGUGAACUGUAACGAUGUAGUUAGUGAGUUUGAGAGAAACAAACAGAAGGUUUUAGGAUCUAACCUGGGAAACUAUUUGACGGAAGAUCAUGAGAACGCCAAUAUAGAGGCAAUCAAGGAAACAGCUUCUGCCGGAAUUCGCCAAUUGACGGAAGCCCAACGAAACCGAAUCAAAAUUCUUUCGCAGGAAUUUAACUGUGUUGUGGACGAGGCCCCGGUUGAGCAAACAGACCUUAAUAGCAACCAAACGGAGGAUCGACAUCGCAAUCGUCAAAAGAUUUUGAUUAGUGAUUUUACCAAUAGGCAACAGAUCGCCGAGAUGGAAGCUACUCGAGAGCUGACCGAUCUGGAGAGGAACCGCAUGAAAAUAAUGAGCCAGGAAUACAACGUAAUUGUUAACGAUCAUAGUCGCGGUUCACAGCGAGACCGGAAACCGGAUAUGUAUUUGAAUUUGGACUCGGAUCGAGCUAGAAACCGUAGACGAAUCCUAGAAUGCGAGUAUGAUAUUUUGACCGGAGCGCAGAAUUUUGUCGACACGCCGAUGUCUGUCGAUAGCGACACGGUCAGUGAAGAUCUUCAGUUGCCGUUGAUUGUGGUGAAUGGAGUGUGUCAAGACAUCAACGCUAACACGCUUGGAUCGGAAUGUGGCUCGCUAAAGCUGAACACAGCUAUUGCACAGGAGCAGUUCAACGAAAGUCGGUUCGGUGUUCCGGAUACGGCACUUUUAGCACAGGAGACCCCAGAAAGUGCCCUGAAUACGGCUGGUCUCCAUGCAAAACAAGGAUUCGAGUUUCCUGAAGUGCGAAAAAGUUGUUCCAUUCUAAAGCUUGAUACUGACAACAGCUACGACGAGGAUGAGAUCUACAAAGACUUUGUGGAAGCUUUGAAGAGGCGAGAUUUGAAUCUUUGUGAGUUGGCUAGUAUGAACAAUGAAGUUGGUAGCCUCUCCGAGCUUCGUCAACUAGAUAGCGAACUACGAAGUGUCGAUGUGUUAACUGUAACCCGCUUCCUCCAGAGUUCCCUGGUGAUUCCCCUUAAAGCUCAUAUGCAGAUAGUGAACAGUGAAAUUAUGAAAAUGUGUUUGAACGACCUGGAUAUCUUGGGGCACUUUGAAAGCCUUCGUAACUACUUUCUACUGAUGGACGGAGAGUUUUCCUGCUACAUCUGCGACAACCUCUUCAUAUUGCUGGAACAAGUUUGUAGCCCAGAUGAGCUGCUAAAUUAUCAAACUUUGCAUACAAUUUUAGAUUCGGCGUUAUGUUCCAGUGCGGCAGGUGCCGACAGAAACGCUGAUCGUUUAUCGUUCAACGUGGAACAGAUUCCCGAACGUUUCGACCUGUUUCAUCCGAACGCGAUCAGUAUGCUAAAUCUUAGCUACCGCGUUGAAUGGCCUCUAAAUCUCAUACUGAAUCCGGAAACCAUCGAACAAUACGCUAAUAUCUUCAAGUAUUUGGUAAAAGUACGCCGCGUUAGUUUCGUACUCGGUAAAUCAUUUCAACUGCUUAAGGAAACCCACCGACAGUUCGGCAAACGAAUCCUGAGCUCACCCCAGUACAGUCGUGUUCAGCUGAUCUCGCACAAACUGUCCCAUCUGGUCAAUGCCCUUAAGAAUUACAUCACAAGCAGUGCGCUGCAGGCAUCCUGGGAAACAUUCCGCAAGGAUCUGGAGUCAGCCGAAUCAAUGGAGGAUCUGUACCGUAAGCACACCAACUACAUAAAAAGAAUUCUUUUUCUGUGUCUGCUGAGCAAAAAGAGUCUUGAAUUUUACAACAACAUGGAGGAGAUCUUCCGGGUUGUUCUCCGUUUCUAUAAACACCUAAAGUCUAAGGUAUGGCGCCCGCAAGACAAAAGCAACCCAAACUCAGCUUACAUUCACCCAAAGUAUGCGCAGAUCCUCACCGACGAGAGUGAUUUCGAGAAGCUGAUCAAGUAUACGAUCUAUCUGGGGAACAAAAUGUACGAUCGCGGUUAUCAGAAGGAGAUUCACGAGUUUAUCAAUGUUAUCAAUAUCAACGGCUAUUAUGAUGCAACUGGUGAAGUUACCCAUCAGUGAAUCACGAUGCAAACUUAUACAAGUUCCUUAUCGGUGUAACUGUUGUCGAGCUUCCUGAUAUGUGUGCCGAAUAAAUUGUAUCCUCCAGUGGAAGCAUAAUAAAAUUGUUAUCUCGCACUCUAGCUUUGCAAAAUGACCAAAUUGUUUUGCAGCUCUGACACGAUAAGAUAGAUGGAUAGAUCUAUAGGUUAGAGCUGCUAAGCGUCUAUCUCACUCUUGCCCACGCUGUUUUCUUUUGAUCCAGUGAUGUUAUUAAAGAAGGAUACUUCUCUCAGCCUAGAUUAGCUAAACAAUUCACCCACCAAGCUAUUCACGACCUUAAGUUAACUACGAUGUAAUCAUAUCAAAACUGUUCCCGAUCGUGAGUGUUCAUUGUUAUUAUAGACCCAUGUGUAUAUAUAAAUAAAAUAUUAACCGAUAA
This is a messenger RNA of Topomyia yanbarensis, 3097 nucleotides long. RefSeq lists its product as uncharacterized. Gene Ontology annotation, biological process: spindle assembly; meiotic cell cycle; cytoplasmic microtubule organization. Gene Ontology annotation, molecular function: gamma-tubulin binding; microtubule minus-end binding. The transcript has a single exon. Gene Ontology annotation, cellular component: spindle pole; centrosome; equatorial microtubule organizing center. The annotation marks the transcript as partial. The record is from RefSeq and is a predicted model, not a curated record. Lineage: Eukaryota; Metazoa; Arthropoda; Insecta; Diptera; Culicidae.